UAUCAUAUGAUCAAUCGAUGGUUUGGGUACCUAUUGUAUCAUUGUAGUUUCCUCCCUCAAUCUUUAGAUUGUAGUAUUUGAGAUCCGAAUUUAAGUCAUACGGAGAGAGGUGAUACCAAAAUGAAGGGGUGCAUUUUUAACAUCGAUGCAGGAUAUUUGGAGGGCUUGUGCCGUGGUUUCAAGUGUGGCAUCCUAAAGCAAUCAGAUUAUUUGAACUUGGUGCAGUGCGAGACCCUCGAAGAUUUGAAACUCCACCUUCAAGGGACUGAUUAUGGAACGUUCUUGGCAAACGAGCCCAGCCCUCUCGCCGUAUCCACUAUUGACGAUAAACUACGUGAAAAACUCGUUAUUGAGUUCCAACAUCUCCGCAAUCAUUCAGUUGAACCAAUGUCAACAUUCUUGGAUUUCAUCACUUACAGCUACAUGAUCGAUAACAUUAUUUUAUUGAUUACUGGAACUUUGCACCAGAGACCGAUCUCUGAGCUUAUUCCGAAGUGUCACCCACUUGGAUCAUUUGAACAGAUGGAAGCUAUUCAUGUAGCUGCCACACCAGCUGAGCUGUACAAUGCUGUGUUGGUGGACACUCCACUUGCACCAUUCUUUGUGGACUGCAUCAGUGAACAGGAUUUAGAUGAGAUGAACAUUGAAAUCAUUCGUAAUACUCUAUACAAGGCAUAUUUGGAAGCCUUCUAUGAAUUCUGCAAGCAGAUUGGAGGAACUACUGCUGAUGUCAUGUGUGAGAUUUUAGCUUUUGAAGCUGACCGUCGUGCUAUCAUCAUCACUAUCAAUUCAUUUGGCACUGAACUAUCAAAAGAUGAUCGUGCUAAGCUAUAUCCACGCUGUGGUAAGCUGAACCCCGAUGGAUUGGCUGCUUUGGCCCGUGCUGAUGACUAUGAGCAAGUGAAAGCUGUUGCCGAGUAUUAUGCUGAAUAUUCAGCACUCUUUGAAGGUGCAGGAAAUAAUGUUGGUGACAAAACUCUGGAAGAUAAAUUUUUUGAACAUGAAGUGAGCCUGAAUGUUAUGGCCUUUUUACAACAAUUCCACUUUGGAGUAUUUUACUCGUACCUAAAGUUGAAGGAACAGGAGUGCAGGAACAUUGUAUGGAUCAGUGAAUGUGUUGCACAAAAACACCGGGCCAAAAUCGAUAACUACAUUCCCAUAUUCUAAAUUGGCUAUUGAUUGAAAUACUUGCAAUAUUUCUGUCUAUGUACAUACUUGUAAUAUGAUUUAUUUUCAAUCUAUUUAUCAAAUGAAUGUUAUUGAAUUAUUGUGAUUGCCACUGUUGUUAUGUAGUUGUGAUGUUACAACCAUUAUUAUCACUAAAUGCUUGGCAAGUAUAUAUAGUAAAAGGAUGAGUAUCCCAGAUAUUUAUUAGCUUAAAUAUAGCUAUUAGUUGCUAUGUACAACCAUUCCAAUAUUUUUGCCAAGAAUCAAGUAUUUCUUCAAAUAAUAUUAAAUUUAAAACCCAGACAGUUUAAAAUAAACCUAUCAAUGGUGGAAACUUUUUCAUCUUUGAUUUGAAAGUAUUAAUAUUCAAAAGUAUAAAAAUGAUUUUCUUGGGGAGAAAGUUAUAUUUAUAAUUGUAACCAGAAAACUUUGAAGAAUUCUUUUAUUUUAUCAUACUAGUUUAAUGUUUGAAAAUCUAUAUAGGAUUGCAAGACAUCUCUCUACCUUUUUUUUUAAAACUGUUGUCUAUUUUUCUGUUGAAAAAGGUAUUAUUAUUGAAAUAUAUUAAUAUUAAAUUAUAGAAUGUUUAAAAUGAACUAGUUUGUGACUCAAUAAAAAUAUAUAAUACUGUA
Molecule: messenger RNA, 1799 nt
Organism: Colias croceus (clouded yellow)
Lineage: Eukaryota; Metazoa; Arthropoda; Insecta; Lepidoptera; Pieridae
Gene: VhaAC39-1
Product: V-type proton ATPase subunit d
Exons: 4
Coding region: 121-1167 (348 amino acids)
Biological process (GO): vacuolar acidification; vacuolar transport; proton transmembrane transport
Cellular component (GO): early endosome; lysosomal membrane; plasma membrane proton-transporting V-type ATPase complex
Molecular function (GO): proton-transporting ATPase activity, rotational mechanism
Source: RefSeq, a predicted model, not a curated record